Rhagoletis zephyria (snowberry fruit fly) is the source of this 2589-nucleotide messenger RNA. NCBI's taxonomy places the organism in Eukaryota, Metazoa, Arthropoda, Insecta, Diptera, Tephritidae. The record is from RefSeq and is a predicted model, not a curated record.
AUGACGCCCGAUGAGGCGUUGCAGGCAAUUCAGACGGCCAUCGCCAAGUCGGCGCCCGACUCUCAGGCCAAAAUUCCGCCGCACCUCCUCUCCAAGCUGGGACCGAUGAUCAAGACGCUGGGCAUGACCACCGAGGAGCUGGCCAACUUGACGGUGGAGGAGACUGGCAGGGCGCUUGCUGCGGCAGCAGCGGUUGUCAGCAAGGCUAAACAGUCAUCCGCUGAUCGGAACAAUAAUCACCACCAGGGCAAGACUAAUUCAACGUCAACAUCAUCAGCAUCAGCAAACGCCCUCAGUAUUGAGAAUCAGCCGUUGUACGCCUGCACACGCUGCAACGCACGACACACAUUUGACGAUUUGUCGGCCGAUUUGAUGCUCUGCAAGACGUGCCGUCUCGAGGUGGUGAUCAUCAAGUGCGGCUACUGUCGCACGGAGUUUCAGCAAAACAGCGAGCGCAGCGCCAAGUCGUCGAGCAAGAUUUGCCGCAAGUGCGAGCACAAUGUCCGCCAGUACGGCAAGCCGACCGCCUGCGAGUACUGCGCCGUGACGGCGGCCUUCAUCGGCAAGAAGUGCCAGCGGUGCACCUACUCGGAGAAGAAGUACGGCGCCCCGGUGCAGUGUGAGCAGUGCAAGCAGCGGUGUGCCUUCAACCGAGGCGAUGAGGCCUCUGCCGCCGGUGACGCCAGUCGAAGCAGUGGCCGCCGCCAGCUGGACGGCAAGGUCCUCUGCUGGCUCUGCACGCUCUCCUACAAGCGGGCCCUGGCCAAGGCGGCCAAGUACCAAAGUGGAAGUGGCAGUUCGUCACGUUCCUCCGGUCACGGCCACAGUCGAAGCAGCUCCAGCCACCACCACCAUCACUAUCAAAACUCUCACCACCAGUCGUCAUCCUCGACGAAGCGGUCCAGCUCAAUGGCGCGAUUUGAUUCAGCAUUGCUUGCUUCCUCGCUAAAACUGCCUGAACUGUCGAAUUCAGCUUUGGAAAACAGCAGCAAUUCAGAGAGUGGCAAUGGCGGCACCACUGAUGGACUGAAUGGACUGUCAUCAACGGGUGCUUCGUCAUCAGGCGGCGGCGGAAACUGGGACUCCCUAAAGCCAAAGAAGCCUCGCAUUGAUAACGGCACUGCAAGCAAUGGCGGAAGUUUCAGUACCAUGACCAGCACCACCACCACAUCCUCAUCUUCAAACAGCAAUCAAACAGCUGGCCUCAACUCGGUGAACUCCAACAAAGGUGACUCCUUAGGAUCUGGGCCCAACUCAAAUGCAACAACAGCAAACGCCUCCUCAUCAAGUGGCGGCGGCUCUAGUAAUGGCAAUGCCGGAAAUGAUAGUAGUGGCAGUGACAAGGCUACCGCCGACAAUGUGGUGGCCGUAGCGCAGCUGCGUGAGAAGAUCCUCUCACUGGAGCGGCAGCUAAAGGCGAAGAAUGGUGAAAUCAUCAAGAAGGAUAUCAAGAUAACCGAGCUUAAAUCAGAAAUCGCCAAGGAGCAACGCGAGUGCCGGGACAAGGUGCAGGCAAUGUCGAAGAGUCACUCCACUAUCGUCACCGACAUGAACAGCAAGAUCACCACGCUGAGCAAACAGGUGGCGACGCUGCUGAAGGGCAAGGACUUUAACUUCAUCAACAACUUCAACGCCUCGACGGGCGUCACGCCGGCCACCACGCUGACCACCUCCUCCGCUUCCAGUCUGAAGGCGGCCAAGGACGCGGAGAAGGAGGCCAAGGAGAAGGAGAAAACGGACCGAGAACGAGACCGGGCGGAACGGGAAGCAGAACGUCAGCGCCAGCAGGAGCGAGAACGCCAGAAGGAAAAGGAAAAGCGGAAGAAGGAGAAAAAGGCCGAGAAGAAGCGAGAACAAGAGCGACUGGAAAAGGAACGGCUGAAAGCGGAAAAAGAAAAAGAGAAAGAGCGAAAGCUGAAGAAGAAAGCAGCCGCCGCCGAGAAGGCUGAAAAAACGGAUAAGGACAAGGACAAGGAUAAGGAUGAGGAUCAGGAAAGUGAGGUUGCUGACAAAGAACAAACUGCUGUUGCCAAAGAGCUAAAAGAGUUGCCGAGCAAGGAUGAGGAGGUUGUGGAGUUUGCACUCACCUCCUCAUCUUCCUCCUCCUCCUCCUCGCCGCCUCUUUCGCCCACCUCACCGUCGCACGCCACCAUUUCCAGCAAAUCGCCCACAAAGUCGACCUCAGCCACAGCCAUUAUCGACCUUGUCGAUCGGGGAGAGUCGGGGACCACCUCUUCGCCGAAACCCUCCACCUCAAAGAUAAUCGACCUUGUUGAAGAGGACUCCUCUUCCGCGAGCAGAAAGGCCAAAAAGGCCCAGAAGGAAAGCGAACGACUAGAAAAGGAGAAGAGACGGGAACGCAAAGAGAAGGAACGGGCAAAAGCCGAGGCCAAAGAGCUGAAAGAAUCUAAAACGUUCUCUUCUAAAGACUCAAAAGAGGAGACAAAAGAACCCAAGGAAAAGCCGGUGUUUAAGAAAACAAACAUAUUUCGCUCUCCUAAAAAGGCCAAAACUCCGAAGAUCAUCGUGGACACCUCCUCCAGCAGCGAUGAGGAUGCCGCCGCUGGCGUCAACUCAAACUCACCAUAA